Molecule: messenger RNA, 3460 nt
Organism: Grammomys surdaster
Lineage: Eukaryota; Metazoa; Chordata; Mammalia; Rodentia; Muridae
Gene: Znf865
Product: zinc finger protein 865
Exons: 2
Coding region: 417-3026 (869 amino acids)
Biological process (GO): regulation of transcription by RNA polymerase II
Cellular component (GO): nucleus
Molecular function (GO): RNA polymerase II transcription regulatory region sequence-specific DNA binding; DNA-binding transcription factor activity, RNA polymerase II-specific
Source: RefSeq, a predicted model, not a curated record
ACAGAGAAACCCUGUCUCAAAACAAAACCAACCAACCAACCAAAAAACAGAAAAGAAUAAAGGGGGUUGUGUGUGGAGGCUUAGGUUUGAAGCUGGCCUUUUGGUUCACGAAGCUGCUGUCUAAACCACUCAGAUGGAAGCUGUUCUUAUCCUUGUUUUACAGUAGCAAAACCAGAGAGGAUUGAGACCAGGGGAAGGUAUGGUGCGUGGAGUGCAGGGAAUCAAUUUAGAGGAGAGUUUAAGCACCUCUCUCCACACCCCAGGUCCUCAGGGAAUUAGUCUUGGAAGAGAAAGCAGGUGCAUGAAGUCAGUCUGAGGAUGGCUAGGGAGGUGUGUGAAGAUCCAGGAAAAGAUGGCCGUACGGUUGGGAGGAGACUGGCAAUGACCCCGAGUCCACACAGGCUAGAGGAAAGCAGAUGGAUGGGUGGAGUGACAGGCGAGCUAAGAAUGCUGUUGGUGUUAGGAGCAUGGAUCUAGUUCCCUUUGCUUGUUACUCACGGGCUCUCUUUGCUCAGUCCCCAUCCUCUUCUUCGCAGGGUCUCCCUUCUUUCCACCGACCAGAGAUGGAGGCAAACCAGGCAGGCAGCGCUGCUGGGGGUGGCGGGAGCAGCGGCAUCGGGGGCGAGGACGGGGUCCACUUCCAGAGUUACCCAUUUGACUUCCUGGAGUUCCUCAACCACCAGCGCUUUGAGCCCAUGGAGCUAUACGGGGAACACGCCAAGGCAGUGGCAGCCCUGCCCUGUACCCCGGGGCCCCCGCCCCAGCCCCCACCCCAGCCUCCUCCACCCCAGUAUGACUACCCACCCCAGUCCAGUUUCAAACCCAAGGCGGAGGCUCCUUCCUCAUCAUCAUCUUCAUCCUCAUCUUCCUCAUCUUCGUCUUCCUCAUCCUCUUCCCAAGCCAAGAAGAUGGAUCCGCCGUUGCCACCCACCUUCGGGGCGCCGCCCCCUCCACUCUUUGAUGCUGCCUUCCCUGCUCCACAAUGGGGAAUAGUCGACCUCUCUGGACACCAGCACCUGUUUGGGAACCUGAAACGAGGUGGGCCCACACCUGGGCCUGGAGUAGCAUCAGGACUGGGCACUCCCACUGGGACUCCAGGGCCACUUCCCACACCCUCGCAGACCUCGCCUGGGACCACAGUGGGGGCAGCCUGCGACCCAACCAAGGACGACAAGGGCUAUUUCCGAAGGCUGAAGUACCUGAUGGAGCGGCGCUUCCCGUGCGGUGUUUGCCAGAAGUCCUUUAAACAGUCCUCACAUCUGGUCCAGCACAUGCUAGUGCACUCCGGGGAACGACCAUAUGAAUGCGGCAUCUGUGGCCGCACCUACAACCAUGUCUCCAGUCUCAUCCGCCACCGACGCUGCCACAAGGAUGUGCCACCCACACCAACUGGGGGUACGCCACAGCCUGGGCCCGCACUUCCUUCACUGGGCCUCCCGGUACCCACAGCCAGUGCCACAGCCAGCUCUGACCCCACCGCAGUGUCCUCUGGCCCCUCAGCCACCCCUGCAACGCCUGCCACCUCCACUGAUGGGAACACCACCCCUGCUGCCCCACCCGGGGUGGCCAUGCCUCCCUCCGCCACUACUGGUGGGGAGGGCCCAUUUGCCUGCUCCCUCUGCUGGAAGGUCUUCAAGAAGCCUAGCCACCUCCACCAGCAUCAGAUCAUCCACACGGGUGAAAAACCCUUCUCCUGCUCCGUGUGCAGCAAAAGCUUCAACCGGAGGGAGAGCCUCAAGCGGCAUGUGAAAACGCACUCGGCCGACCUGCUGCGCCUGCCCUGUGGCAUCUGUGGCAAGGUCUUCCGCGAUGCCUCCUACCUCCUCAAGCACCAGGCGGCCCACGCAGCAGCCGGGACCCCGAGGCCGGUGUACCCCUGCGACCUGUGCGGGAAAACAUACUCCGCGCCGCAGAGCCUGCUGCGACACAAGGCUGCCCACGCGCCACCUGUGGCCACCGAGCCGGCCAAGGACGGGGCAGCCUCUGUCCCACAGCCACCUCCCCCUUUCCCCCCAGGCCCUUAUCUCUUGCCAGCGGACCCAUCCACUACAGAUGAGAAAGCCACGGCGGCCGCAGCGGCUGUGGUGUAUGGUGCGGUGCCUGUCCCACUUCUCAGCGCACAUCCGCUUCUGCUCGGCAGUGCGGGGAAUGGCGGUGCUGGCGGCCCGGGCGCGGGCGGCCCGGGCAAGACGUUCUGCUGCGGUAUCUGUGGGCGCGCGUUUGGGCGCCGAGAGACCCUGAAGCGCCACGAGCGCAUUCACACCGGCGAGAAGCCCCACCAGUGCCCGGUGUGUGGCAAGCGUUUCCGGGAGUCCUUCCAUCUGAGCAAGCACCACGUGGUGCACACCCGAGAGCGGCCCUACAAGUGCGAGCUGUGCGGCAAGGUCUUCGGGUACCCGCAGAGUCUCACACGCCACCGCCAGGUGCAUCGGCUCCAACUGCCCUGCGCCCUGGCCGGAGCCACAGGCCUUGCCACCGGCCAGGGGACUGGGGCCUGUGGACCCGGAGCUGCGGGCACUUCAGGUGGGCCGGCCGACCUGAGCUACGCCUGCUCAGACUGCGGGGAACAUUUCCCGGAUCUCUUCCACGUCAUGAGUCACAAGGAAGUUCACAUGUCAGAGAAGCCGUACGGCUGUGACGCCUGCGGCAAGACGUUCGGUUUCAUCGAGAACCUCAUGUGGCACAAGCUGGUUCACCAGGCCGCCCCGGAGCGCCUUCUCACGCCAACAUCCAGUGGCCCCCAGUCCUCUGAUGGCGGCGGCAGCAGCAGCAGCAGCGGCGGCACCGAUGCAUCCAGCGUGCUGGACAACGGACUGGCCGGAGAGGUGGGGACGGCUGUGGCAGCGCUGGCUGGGGUGUCUGGGGGCAGCGAGGAUGCGGGUGGGGCGACGGUGGCCGGAUCGGGUGGCGGGACCAGUUCAGGCGCUGAGCGCUUCAGCUGUGCCACAUGCGGCCAAAGCUUCAAGCAUUUCCUGGGCCUGGUGACUCAUAAGUUGAGUGAGGACUUGCCAUGUCCCGGGCAUUAGCCUAUGAAUUGGGCAAGUGGAGAGGAGUGAAACAGGGAAGUCGAACUCUCAGGAACUGAUUUGAGAUCCCGAGACUCCCCUCCAUGAUGCUCUCAGCCACCAUGACCGGAAGCCUCCUGUCUGCCAAGCCCUGACCUGGGCACUAGGGAAACUGAUGAAUUGAUUGGACAUGCCAUUCACACUCCAGUAGGAGAGCACACUGGGAGAGCAUACCUGUGGAACUUAAGAGUCUGCAGACUUACUGGAGAUGGUCUCAUGGAGUCUAGGCUAGCUAUGGACUUGCUUUGUAGGUAAAGAUAGGCUUGAUUUUUUUUUUUUUCCCUCUGAGACACGGUCUCUUUAUGUAAUCCUUGGCUCUCCUGGAACUCUGUAGACCAGACUGGCCUUGAAUUUACAGAAAUCCACCUGCCUCUGCCUCUCUGGUGCUGAGAUUA